GUUAAUGUAAAUAGUGGUAAAAGUGAAUGUUUAUAAAUUAAAAACUGUUAAUAAUGCAACACUUAAUACAAGCCAGUCCAAUAUUUGAUAAAUUGAAACAUUUACAACAAACACUGUCAUACAGAAUUCACCUCUCUACAUCACAAAAGGUUGUGCUAUGGAGCAUAGGGGUAGUUGGGACAAGUGCUGUUGUGGUUGGAGUAUUGUCGAGAUAUCUUGCCAGGAGGCGCGCUAAACCCAUCCUCAACCCAAGGAUUCAAAGAGCACUUAAUAAAAGAAUUUCAAGAAUGAGAAGUCCAAAUGGAGGGAUGGGAUCAGGUGCCAGCAGCUGCGGCCGGAGCAGUCCCCUUGGGUUCAGUGAGCGUCUCUCCAUGGCAUCUGGUUCUGUUGGUUCCGGAGGUGGUGAUGCUGCGCCGUUAUCACCGCAGCAAUUAGGCGUAAUGGGUAUGGAGGCGUUGGAGACAAGCAUCAACUACUGGGAGGACGCUCUGGCUGCGUUCUCGCUGGGCGCGCGUGGAGGCGUGUCGGGUACGCUGGCACUCACCUCGCCCGAGGAGGCGGAGUUCUGUCGCGAGAUACAGGAUCUGCUCCAGGACGCUUAUCUAUUGCAGGAACGCUGUGAGCUACUGUUCCUGGACCAGCGCUCGGUGCUGUUCCGAUCGGAGAGUGGGGGCGAGGCGGGCGCGGCGGUAGGCGGGGCGGCGGGUGCGGGGCGCACGCGGCUGCUAUCACACGCUCACUCAGGCUCCUCCCACACGCACACGCGCAGGGAACUGCACUCCAGUGCCGAGUCGUUCGCCUCCGCUGAAGAUCAGGUGGCAGAUUUGAGAGAGCUGGACGACUUCGGAGAGAAUGCGACGGAAACAGAUAAUUUAGAACUGUAUCAAAGCGCUGUGAAGCAGUUGGAAGUUGGCAUUCCCUACAGGACUUUGCGCACAGAGGUGGUGCAGUGUGCAUCAGACUCAGAAUUCCUGUGCAAGUUGCACUGCUUACGGCAGGCGAGUGCGCGCGUCUUCCGCGACGCCGCCGCCUGGGCCUGGUUCGUGGACGCCGGCCGGCAGGUGCUCACGGAUCUCCUGCUUUUCGCUGACAAGGAGCCAAAGGAGUUUCUAGUCGCGUACGAGGAAAUGGUGUCGUGGGCGACAGAUGCCGCGAAUUGGUCUACAAUUGAAAAGGAACUAACUAGCAAGGGAGUAAAGGUGCUGUCGUUCUAUGACGUGGUGCUGGACUACAUCCUGCUGGACGCAUUCGAGGACCUGGCCUCUCCGCCCUCCUCAGUGCUGGCUGUCGUGCGCAAUCGCUGGCUGUCUGACGGAUUCAAGGAGAGCGCUCUGACGACAGCCGUGUGGUCUGUCAUCAAAGCGAAGCGUCGCUACCUGCAGUACCCUGAGGGGUUCAUGUCGCACUUCUACUCCAUCUCCGAGCACCUGCUGCCGGUGCUGGUGUGGGGCUUCCUCGGCCCCGGGGAGCGCCUGCGAGACAUGUGCGACUGCUUCCAGACCGAGGUCGUCGGCUUCAUCACCGACCUCUUCAGCUUCAGCAAAUGCAGGUACACCAAUGUUGAUGAUCUGGCCGAAGAUUUGAUGCAGCACGCCAGGUCCAGGGUGGCCAACAUCACCGACAAACUCUCCGAGAGGAUUUAAUAGUUUGACUUUAUUUCCCUGCCAUGUUUAUUAGCGUAGUCAUUUUGUCACUAAAGACACCCCUUAGAAAAGGCCGUUGUAUAGUCUAGGACUUUUAUUUCCUACCCUAUCGGUGAAAUUACUUGUUGUAUAGUAUUGGAAUCUAUAGGUUCAUUUAGACCAAGACAAACGUAUAUAUUUUCUCAUUAUUUCCCAAACGUUUGCCUUGCACCGAAACACCCGCCGGAUUAUGUCUGAAUGAUUCUUAAGUGGGAAGCGAAUUUAAUUCUCUGACUGUACAUUCGAAUUAUAACCGUAUUUUUAUCUGGAAAUGGUAAAUCUUACUGUAGAACAUAUUCGCAUCCCUUUCAUUACCUUUGACAGAACAGAGACAUCAAUAUGUAUUAUUACAAGUCAGUGGAGUUGUACAGUAAGAUCUAUUUAUUUACAAAGGAAAUAAUAUUUAGAAGGGAAAUAAUUUGUUUGCAGUUGAUUAAUUAUUACUUAUGACUUCUCAUGAAUAUUAUAUGAGAAUAGACAAAAAAUAAUACAGUAUUAGGACAAUAAUCACUGAAAAUGUGUAUUGAAUGUAAAACAUUAAUUAUUUCAAAUAGAAAAAAGACAAAGAAAACAUUUUACGCAAAAAACAACAAAAUAAUUGUCUAUCUUAUUUUAUUAAUAUAGUCGCUGCAACGUGAUCCUACUAUAUAAAGGUCACAAAAUUGUUUAAAUAAGAAAAGCUUUGAAUCGUUUAAAAUGUAUGUAAUAUUUAUAUAUUGUGUAUAUAUACUUGUUUCAAUCGUAUAAUGUUAUAUUUAUAUACUUGUCUCUAAAUCAUGGUGGUAAAGUGGGCAUAAAGGGUUAGGGGGUAAACCAACAAACUAUUGAUUUUCUCCAUAUACUUUUAUCCAAUUGGCACUUAAUUUAAUGAUCAAAUAUGUUUUUGGGUUUUUUAUUAAAGCUUGAUUUAUUUUUAUUUCAAGUAGUCAAUGAUUUCUGUA
Messenger RNA from Papilio xuthus (Asian swallowtail), 2623 nucleotides. It is a transcript of the gene Miga, whose product is annotated as mitoguardin. Lineage: Eukaryota; Metazoa; Arthropoda; Insecta; Lepidoptera; Papilionidae. The record is from RefSeq and is a predicted model, not a curated record. The transcript has 10 exons. The coding region runs from base 54 to 1643 and encodes 529 amino acids. Gene Ontology annotation, biological process: mitochondrial fusion.